Trifolium pratense (red clover) is the source of this 576-nucleotide messenger RNA. RefSeq lists its product as uncharacterized. The transcript has a single exon. The record is from RefSeq and is a predicted model, not a curated record. The coding region runs from base 1 to 576 and encodes 191 amino acids. NCBI's taxonomy places the organism in Eukaryota, Viridiplantae, Streptophyta, Magnoliopsida, Fabales, Fabaceae.
AUGGCGGUAGAUCCAGAUGAUACAGAUGCAACAACUUUAGAGCCAGAAAAUGCAACAACUUAUGAGCCAGAAAAUAGAAGUGUUGGGAUAGAAGAAUUUUCAUAUGAUGCUAAUAGUGACACAUUUGUCCCUCCAGAUAACUAUGAACCACAAUAUCAACCUCCAUCACCAAGCCAACCUAGUCCACCAUCUCAUCCCCCUUUAAAUUCAGAGGUUCCCUUAGAAAGACAAAACAGUCACAAGAGAAAGAGAUUCGAGUAUGGAGGAAGUUAUACCACUGUUGGGAUCAACAAUCAAGACAAUGUUAUGAGAAACAUUUCUGUUGGCAUUGAGACUAUUGCUGUGAAUUUUGAAAAAAUAUCUAACAUGAUGGAGAAAAGAGAAAAAGAUAGAGAUAGAGAUAGAGAGCUCGAGGGUAUUAUUUGGGAAGUUAUAAAAGAUAUUCCAAAUUUGAAUGACAUGACGCGUUUCAAGACGGCUGAAUUGUUGAAUACUAAAGCAAAAAAGGACUUUUUCUUAAAGAUGUCAUCAGAAGAACGCUCAUCUUGGAUAAAAUUCAAGUUAGGGGAUGAUUAA